GUGAAAGGUUGCGAAGAUGGCGACGGCCUUGAACGAGGAGGAGCUGGACAAUGAAGACUAUUACUCGUUGCUGAACGUGCGCAGGGAGAGACAAGAUCUUGCUCAUUGCCCAGGCCAGAGAGCAGUAGCUCACUUAUAGCUCACUGCAGCCUCAAACUCCUGGAUUCAAGUGAUCCUCCCACCUCAGCCUCCUGAGUAGCUACAGGCAAGCCUCUUCUGAAGAGCUAAAAGCUGCCUACCGAAGGCUGUGUAUGCUUUACCAUCCAGACAAGCACAGAGACCCAGAGCUCAAAUCACAGGCGGAACGACUAUUUAACCUUGUUCACCAGGCUUAUGAAGUGCUUAGUGACCCCCAAACCAGGGCCAUCUAUGAUAUAUAUGGGAAGAGAGGACUGGAAAUGGAAGGAUGGGAGGUUGUGGAAAGGAGGAGAACCCCAGCUGAAAUUCGAGAGGAGUUUGAGAGGCUUCAGAGAGAGAGGGAAGAGAGGAGGCUGCAGCAGCGUACCAAUCCCAAGGGGACGAUCAGCGUGGGAGUAGAUGCCACUGACCUUUUUGAUCGCUAUGAUGAGGAGUACGAAGAUGUAUCCGGAAGUGGCUUGCCACAGAUUGAAAUUAAUAAAAUGCACAUAUCCCAGUCCAUUGAGGCGCCCUUGACAGCUACGGACACAGCCAUCCUCUCUGGAAGCCUCUCGACCCAGAAUGGGAAUGGAGGGGGCUCCAUUAACUUUGCUCUCAGACGAGUCACUUCUGCAAAGGGAUGGGGAGAGUUGGAAUUUGGAGCAGGAGACCUACAGGGGCCUUUAUUUGGCCUCAAGCUGUUCCGCAAUCUCACACCAAGAUGCUUUGUGACGACAAACUGUGCUCUGCAGUUUUCAUCCCGUGGAAUCCGACCUGGCCUCACCACUGUCCUAGCACGGAACUUGGACAAGAACACUGUGGGCUACCUGCAGUGGCGCUGGGGCAUCCAGUCAGCCAUGAACACCAGCAUCGUCCGGGACACUAAGACCAGCCACUUCACUGUGGCCCUGCAGCUGGGGAUCCCUCACUCCUUCGCACUGAUCAGCUAUCAGCACAAAUUCCAGGAUGACGAUCAGACUCGUGUAAAAGGAUCCCUGAAGGCAGGCUUCUUCGGGACGGUGGUUGAGUAUGGGGCCGAAAGGAAGAUCUCCAGGCACAGCGUCCUGGGUGCUGCUGUCAGUGUCGGGGUCCCUCAGGGCGUUUCUCUCAAAGUCAAGUUAAACAGGGCCAGCCAGACAUACUUCUUCCCCAUCCAUCUGACGGAUCAGCUUCUGCCCAGUGCUGUGUUCUAUGCCACCGUGGGGCCUCUCGUGGUCUACUUUGCUAUGCACCGUCUGAUCAUCAAACCUUACCUCAGGGCUCAAAAAGAGAAGGACCUGGAGAAGCAGAGGGAGAGUGCUGCCACUGACAUUCUGCAGAAGAAGCAGGAGGCAGAAGCCGCGGUUCGGUUGAUGCAGGAAUCUGUCCGAAGGAUAAUCGAGGCAGAAGAGUCCAGAAUGGGGCUCAUCAUUUUGAAUGCCUGGUAUGGGAAGUUUGUCAACGACAAGAGCAAGAAGAGCGAGAAGGUGAAGGUGAUCGACGUGACUGUGCCCCUGCAGUGCCUGGUAAAGGACUCGAAGCUCAUCCUCACAGAGGCCUCCAAGGCUGGGCUGCCUGGGUUUUAUGACCCAUGUGUGGGUGAAGAGAAGAACCUGAAAGUGCUCUAUCAGUUCCGAGGCGUCCUGCACCAGGUGAUGGUAUUGGACAGCGAGGCCCUCCGGAUACCAAAGCAGUCCCACCGGAUUGAUACAGAUGGAUAAACUGCUUGAAAACCAGACUUUUAAAAGGCUGCAAAAAAUCUUGUCUACAAAUUUGGAAGCAGGGAAAAAAACCCAGACAUCAGACAUUUUUAUUUUACAUUAUUUCCAUAGAAAGUGGUACCGUACCAAUUAUGUGAAGGGACACGCAGACACUUCAGCUUUUGUGGGUGCUGUGGGUAGGACCAAGGCAGCCCCACCCUGGACCAGACCGCAGCAUGGCCCCCCAGCUGUCUUCCCAAGGAUCAUGUUCCUGGAAGGGCCUUGGUCUUCAGCCCUCCUGGGUUCCCCCAGGGUCCUCAGCAUGUGUGUUCCCUGCAGCCGCUGGUAGUUCUGGGCUUUGUCUGGAGAUCACUGUGGAACACCCUGCCCCACACAUAGGACUGUGACCUACUCCUAAAGUCACACUGAACGUGGGGGAGAAAGUGGAAAGGGAGAAAGGCGUUUCACAUGUUGAGGCCUCCAGAUCCAGGGAGCAUCUGUUCGGUCUACUUCCCACAAGCCACCUUCUUCUGCUGAAAUAAUACCACGUGAAUCUGGAGAGGAUUGUGGGUUUAUAAAACUGCUUUUUAUCUGAGAAAAAACAGGUUUGGAAAACUAGUCUCUUUAUUCCCCACUCCCAGAGUUCAAAUCAUUCCACUGUCCCUGGCUUGGGACAGUAUGGUAGAACUCCUGGUGCCCAGGCCCAUCUCUGUGCUUCCUUUGUCCCUGUGGGAAAUUGCCCUGCUGCCAGUGGGUGUGGACUGCCCCACAUGGCACAGCCUGGCCCAUCUGUGCCCACCCAUCUCUAGAGCACUGUGGUGGGAUGAGGAGGGUAGCAAGGUCAGGGCCAAGCUUUGGGUGAGGGGUGCAACAAGACCAGGGGUCUGACCCAUGGUCACCAGGGCUGCCCCACGGUGCCCAGCAGGUGGUGCUGGUGACACCCUAGGGGCCUCUACUUGCCCGUCCUGGAUGCAGACGAAGGAGCAAGGCCUGUCGCCUAGGCCCUGGAAGUGGUCACUCACUGACACCUCCAAGCAGGUGCUGUGUGGCCAGCAGCCAUGACAGCUGGCCCUGGGGACUGCUCUGGCCUCCAGCUCCCUUGAAGCUAUUGCCAACGUCAGGUUUUGCUCCCUGGCCCUGGUAUCAGGGCAAUUGCUAAGAACCUCCUUUGGUUUUUAAAGCAGUUCAGGUGGGCCAGUUCUGAAAGGAAGUUCCUUUGACUGCCCCGACUGGCAGCUGCCCAUCACAGCCGCUGCACGAGUCUGCUAUGGAUGCGGCUUGGGUGCCCUCUGCUGCAAGCAGUUCUGGGCACUAAUCAGUCCUCUGUUUUGUUUGAAGUUGGCUGUACAGAAAGCAUUCUCUUCCCACAAUAAACCUUUCCUAAAA
This is a messenger RNA of Nycticebus coucang (slow loris), 3182 nucleotides long. RefSeq names its product DnaJ heat shock protein family (Hsp40) member C11 (gene DNAJC11). The record is from RefSeq and is a predicted model, not a curated record. Bases 252 to 1817 code for a protein of 521 amino acids. NCBI's taxonomy places the organism in Eukaryota, Metazoa, Chordata, Mammalia, Primates, Lorisidae. The transcript has 17 exons. Gene Ontology annotation, biological process: cristae formation.